Molecule: messenger RNA, 4099 nt
Organism: Apus apus (common swift)
Lineage: Eukaryota; Metazoa; Chordata; Aves; Apodiformes; Apodidae
Gene: UBE2J2
Product: ubiquitin conjugating enzyme E2 J2
Exons: 7
Coding region: 216-995 (259 amino acids)
Source: RefSeq, a predicted model, not a curated record
CCCGCCUGGCCGGGCCGCCAUCUUGGCUGGGAGCUGCGGUCGCGCCGCAGCGGGAGGCGAAGGGGGAAGGGGGGGGGGUCCCGGCCCUGCCCGCUUCAUUCUGUGACGCUCCCUCCUUCCCUCCUUCCUUCCCUUUCUCCUUCCCUCGCUCGGCCUCCGGCUGCAGGCUAGGCGGGGCGGCCCGGCGGCGGAGCGGCCUGCUCCAGCGGGGAGAGAUGAGCAACAACAGUAAUAAGAGAGCACCCACGACAGCAACACAGAGGCUGAAACAAGACUACCUUCGAAUUAAGAAGGAUCCAGUGCCUUACAUCUGUGCAGAGCCCCUCCCAUCCAAUAUCCUGGAAUGGCACUACGUUGUGAGGGGACCUGAAAUGACUCCCUAUGAAGGUGGCUAUUAUCAUGGGAAACUAAUAUUCCCCAGAGAAUUUCCUUUUAAACCUCCUAGUAUUUAUAUGAUUACACCUAAUGGAAGGUUUAAGUGUAAUACAAGGUUGUGUCUUUCCAUCACUGAUUUCCACCCGGAUACAUGGAAUCCAGCUUGGUCAGUCUCAACGAUCUUGACGGGCCUUCUUAGUUUUAUGGUGGAAAAGGGCCCCACACUGGGCAGCAUAGAGACAUCAGAGUUCACAAAAAGGCAGCUGGCAGCACAAAGCUUAGCAUUUAACCUAAAAGAUAAAGUCUUCUGUGAGCUCUUCCCUGAAGUGGUGGAGGAGAUGAAACAAAAACAGAAAGCACAAGAAGAGCUCAGUAACAGACCUCCAUCCCUUCCUUUGCCAGAUGUUGUCCCUGAUGGGGAAGCACACUAUGGGCAGAAUGGAAUACCCCUCCUUAAUGGGCACGUACCCCUGGCACCUGCCAAUCACCCCGGUCUCCAGCAGGCCAACCGCAACCAUGGACUUCUAGGCGGAGCUCUGGCGAACUUGUUUGUUAUAGUUGGUUUUGCAGCCUUUGCCUACACAGUCAAGUAUGUACUGAGAAGCAUAGCGCAAGAAUGAGGAUAAUAAAUCCAAGACCAAAUUAGCAGUAGUUGCAGAAUGAGUGGGGACUCUUUGGGCAUCUUGACUCUGACACUGGGAGAGUUAAUUGUUUGACCGAGUUGGAGGUGAAACGUUUGUUGGCUCAUGGGUUAUGUUUGGAGUAGCUUUGGUUAGUCAGACAACUAAAAGAUGUUCUGCUCGCAGAUCCUCUUGUCCUCACUACUGUCUGGUAGUGGCUCACAAGUCAAAGCAUUAUUAUGAGAAGCUAACAUUUCUAGUGCUUUGAUUUUUAUAGCAGUUCUUCCAUCUGUGAUUUGAAAUUUGCAGAUCUUGAGCAAACGAGGCUUUUUACUUCAUUGAACACUUUUUAAAACUUCACAAUUUAUGCAUAUCGUGUUUUAUUUUCAUUAAGGUUGAGUCUGUGCAGAUUUUGAAAUGAAAUGACUAGAGAUUUACAUGUGGACUUGGUCAAGGGUUUGCUUAAUGUGAACAUUGAUGCUACAGAAGAUUGCUGGUUUCUUUUUUUAAAACAGAAUGAACACCAUUGCAUAUCUAGUCAGUAGUGAUUAGAUGAGUGGGACAAUAACACCAUGUGUGUUACUUGUGUUGUCUAAAUUGUCACAAUGUAAUUGAAAGUUUUAUUUGGGCUACAAGAAGUGCAGUUGUCAGCUUUUAGGAAUGAAUAGUGAGAAAACUCAUUUAAUCAGUCUUUAGAGGGGAUAGCAAUAUCCAGUAUUGGUUUGGAUUUGUUCCCUUAUGGGUUUCCAGUUUGGGAGAUGUUCUAUCUGAAAACUGUAAUACUUAAUUUUGAUCACAAGGUGCCACUGUUGGAAAAAAAAUAAAACUGCACACACCAAUGGAGAGUUGAUUGUGUAUUCAGAAAAUCUUCCCUGCAUUUCUGGGGCUUUGGUAAAUGCAGGAACCCUAGCCCUUGUGAAGAUAAAAAAGACAUGGGUGAAUAAUAAACCAGCUUCAUCAGAGUCAACUGAAUAAAUCUGAAGUGUCAUAAGCUGGAGUAAAUCCUUAACAUUUGUUCCACUUUCUUACUUGAAGAUUUGCUUAAACUCUUCAAAAAACCACCACCACUAAAGUCCAAACCCUUCAAAUCCGUCUGAGAUUCUCAAAGCUUUUUAAUUUUAGGUACAAGUUCAUCACUGUUCCCCCUCAGAUGAUUGAUGAUGGAAAUAUUGAUGUUUGUUCAGGGAAUCCCAGGACUGUGGAUAAACACUAAAACCCCUAGGAUAGUUCAAAAAUCUGAAAUUACUUUUUUCUUAACUGAGUUUUCUUGGUUCCACCCCCCUGCUUAAUUUUACCCCAAUGCUUUGUUGCAUCAGAGGCAAACUUCUGUGCCUUUCAUGAUUAUUGACAGUGAUGCCUCUUCAUCUGGGGAAGAACAUACAGUUCAUGUACAACAAACUGUCCAAGGUGACAAGCUCUGCAUCUAACUGCAUAGUCUUCUUACAAGGAUUGUGAAGAGCUCAGAUAAAUAUUACCUCAAAUAUCUAAGAAUUUUUUUGAAACUAUUUUAUUUUCCUUUUCAGAUUUCUUCUCACUGCUUCUCCUUGGUGUCUUGAAUUGUAAGCAAAAGUGUAUUGUUAACCCAUGAGCCAUACAGCUUAAAGCAUCAGUAAAUGUGACCAAUUCUCUGCAAUAGGUAGGAAUUAUCAAAAUUAGCAGAACAGCUCUCUACUAAAGAAAUCUUAAAGCAGUUCUUAUUGAGGUAAGGAAGGGAAAGAGGAGAUGGGGUGUGUGGGGUUGGAAUUUGGAAGAGGCUGGAUUUUAAACUAUUUAUAAAUAUUUGAUUUUUUUUUUUAAUUUUGUUGUUCUACCAAAUCUUAUUUAUAACUUUUUUAAUUUACCUCUUGUAUGUGCUUAAUCAGCUCUUGUAAUAAGAGAAGCACCAGUUGUACCUAUCUCAAAGCAGUUAUGUUCUGUUGGUCUGGGGGUGUGCUGGAAAGAAAGGGGGAGUGUUGUGUCUUUCCUGCAAUGACAGGAUUUUCAAAUGGCAUGUCAGACUGGUGUUAUUUUUCUCAAAGCAUCUAGACCUGUAGCUGAGGCUGCUCUGCCUCAGAGAUCUUGGUAUCAUUCACACGUUUGUGUUCUUACACUGCCUUUUAUUGACAUCACCUACAGACAGAAGCUUAUAAUUAAUUGGUUGUCCAUCUUUAUCUUGUGGAAGUUCUUUUGUCCACAUAAAUGAAGACAAAGGCAAGCAGACCUUGGUUGUGGUGUGUUUUCAUCUUUUGUGAAAUGUACCUCACCUAGGUAAAAGACCUAGUCCAGUCUGGAGAUGCUGAAUAAAAGGCAUUUUACUUUGUGACAAGAAGUUGGCCUUAAGCUGCACCCAAGUAACUGAAGGUGGAUCUCAUUUUUAGUAAGUGCCACAAUUGGAAACAAAAGAACUUUGGUAAAACCCUGGACAUGCUGCAUUUUUUCUGCAGAUUGACUAUUAAAAAAAAAUACACCACAAAAACCACGACUUCCAGUUGCAGUUUCUCUUUAGUACCCUGGAUUCAGAGAGAGACUAGACAGUCAUUUCAGGUGCUAGCUGUUGAAAGCUAGGAGCAAUAGCUGACUGAACCCUUGCAUCUGUGGCUUACAAGAUGUUGAUACAUCUCCUUGCCUUUGGUAACAGAAGAUUGAUUCCCUCCUGUGUAGGUUUGAUUGGUUUGUAUUUUUAAAAGCAUUUCUAUCAGUAUGCAGGAUCUGAUCUUUUUGUUACCAAAGCCAUUAGAUGGAGGAAACCAUUCUUUGCCAUGCAAAAAUAUUACCAUGCCCUGAAGCAGUGCAUUACUUCAUGUAAUAAAGCUAAAAGCUGCUCCUCACCAUCUUCUGAUACUGGAACAAAUGUCUGGCCCUUCACUUUGAUGCUGCAGUUGUAUAAAUUUCUGUAAGGUUGUUGCAGGUGGCAGGGAGUUUUGGCAGCUUGAAUCAGAAGACAUCUCAGUGGUUGCCUUUUAAAGCUCUCUUGAUUCUUAAAAUCCUGGAUUUGUGUGUAGUCAUAACUCUUCUCCCCCUAAGAUUUCAAGGUCACUGAAGUUACUUCAAGCAUGUACUGAGGAGUAGAAAUGACUGCAUUGUAAAGUUGUUUGUUCAUAAUAAACAUUCAUGAUCAAAUUUCA